AUGUGUUUGUCUACGGAGACAGCGGAGCUUCCUAUGCAUGUGGUGACGGAUGAGAUUCUCACGAGAUUGCCUGCUAAAUCUCUGAUGAGAUUCAAGUGCGUUUCAAAGCUCUGGUUAUCGCUCAUCCGCUCACGUUAUUUCUCCAACCGUUUCUCAAAGGUCCCAUCCCCUCGUCUUUACAUGUGUUUAUGGGAUCAAGCCACCAUUGGUGACAAUGAAACAUACACAUUGGCUCCUCUAGACACUAGGCCUUCAACGUCCACCUUUGUUGUUGACGACAAUCUGCCCGACCCAGCGAUUGGAGGUUACAUCUUGCAAAAUCUUGGUGGCUUCAUGAUCUACGUCUAUAGGAGAGAGCCCCAUAUCUAUAACCCUGCCACCGGACAAUUGAUAGGCAUCCCCUUAAGAAGUUCCGACCACAUCGUCGUACCUCCUGGAGGAGAAAAGGUCGUCACCUAUUAUUUCGGAUACGACCCACUUAGCCACAAGUACAAAGCGGUUAUUGGAACAAGGCUGCUCUAA
Molecule: messenger RNA, 522 nt
Organism: Brassica napus (rape)
Lineage: Eukaryota; Viridiplantae; Streptophyta; Magnoliopsida; Brassicales; Brassicaceae
Product: F-box only protein 8-like
Exons: 2
Coding region: 1-522 (173 amino acids)
Molecular function (GO): protein binding
Source: RefSeq, a predicted model, not a curated record